AUGUCACUGUUCUUAUCAGAAAAAGAGCCUUUAUUGGCAAGAACUAGGAAAUUGGAAGAGGAAGAUGAGAUUUCAACCCACACAUCACUGUCCCAAACCUUUUUCAAAUCUAUGUUCAAUCCGUUCCAAGUUUGUUUUCCCAUCAGUUUGAGACAAUCAGCAAGUAACACAUUUAUCCAAGACGGCAAUGAUAUCAUUGAUUACUCGGAUGAUGACGAUCCUUUACCGGAUUUGCCUUCUGUGCAAGGCUCCUAUCCCUUAUCAACACUCAGUCCUGCCGAACGUUUGUUGGGUUUGAGAAGACAAAUGCGCAAACACAAGAUUGGAGUUUACAUUAUUCCCUCUGAAGACGAGCACCAUUCAGAAGAAACUGCAUUAGCUGAUAAAAGACGCGAGUUUAUAUCUGGUUUCACGGGAAGCGCUGGUGUUGCAGUUGUAACCUUGACGGAUCCUGAAAGACUUACAGGUGAAGCGAUUUUGUCAACUGAUGGUAGGUACUUUUUGCAAGCACAGAAACAGCUAGACCCCAAGCUAUGGAAAUUGAAUAAACAAAACACCCUCGGGUAUCAACUCUGGUACCAAUAUGCAAUCAAAGCAGCAGUCGUUAAUGAUUUCAGUAAUGUUCUUUCUUGUGAUCCAAGAACGCUUAGUCUCUCUUUAGGAGAAUUCUUCAAUAACAGCCCUUCUGAUUUCCAAUUUAAACCAUUUUCUGAAGUUAACCUUGUUGAUGAGGUUUGGGGGGCUGAAAAGCCAAAGAGGUCUUUGGGACCCAUCUACCAAUGGGAAUUAAAGUACAGUGGGGAACACUCCAACGACAAGAUUAAAAGAGUUCGGGCAAUUUUGAAAGAGAAGAGUGGUACACACUAUUUGGUGACUGAGCUUGACAGCAUUGCAUGGUUGUUCAACUUGCGAGCUGACACAGACAUACCCUUUGCUCCUGUGUUUUUUUCCUACGCUAUCGUGACACUAACAUCUGUAACUUUGUAUGUGGAUCAUCAAAAAUUGGAUAACAGUGGUCCCAGCUUGAAGGAAUAUUUGUCAACCAUAGAAGAUUUGACUGUUGCCGAAUACGAAGACUUUUAUCAUGAUGCUGCUCAAUUACAUGCAACUGCAUUUGAACCUAGUUUGAAGAUCGUUCUUCCAACUAAAGAGGCAACAUCGUGGGCAUUGUAUGACAUAAUUCCUGACUCAUUCAGCAAACGCUUUAUUAUCCACGAAUCGAUAAUUGCCAACCUCAAAAUUUUCAAAAACAAGACAGAAUCACAUAAUGCAAAAAUUGCUCAGUACAAGGACUCGCUUGCUUUUAUCAUGUUGACAUCUUGGUUAGAGCACCAGUUACUCAACAAGCAUGUGAAAGUGUCCGAGUACGAUGCAUCGAGGAAAAUUUACAGCAUUAGGAAGAACCUACCCAAUUUUAAAGGUUUAAGCUACGAAACAAUCUCUCUGACGGGUCCAAAUGCCGCAAUAAUCCACUAUGCUCCCUCCAAAUAUCAAAGUGAAACUAUUGACCCCGCAAAAGUGUAUUUGUUGGACUCCGGGGCACAUUAUUUAGAGGGAACAACUGAUAUAACGAGAACCUACCUUUUUGACAGAUCUGCAGCAACAGACGAACUUAAGAAGUAUUACACUCUUGUUUUGAAAGGACACUUGGCUGUUGCUAUGGCAAAAUUCCCAGCAAAGUCAAGGGGAACAGGAAUUGUGUUGGACUCGUAUUCUCGCCAACCCUUGUGGAAUCAUGGACUUGAUUAUGCACAUGGGCUUGGGCAUGGUGUAGGAAGCUUUGGUUUGGUUCACGAAGGGCCUUUGUAUAUUCUGCCCACGGUAAACAACACAAGCAAGUUAGACUUAUUUCAGCCCGGUGCCAUAUUGACUGACGAACCUGGUUACUAUGUUGACGGCGAAUUUGGUUUUAGAGUCGAAAGUGAAUUGGAAGUCAUCGAAUUUGAUGACUCCUUUGGGAAAACCAAAAACGGCGAAAAGUUCUUGGGAUUCAAGUAUUUAACAAAAGUUCCCUUUGCAAAGCUGUUGAUCGAUACAAAGUAUUUGUCGCAGAUUGAGAUACAGUGGAUAAAUGACUACCAUCAGAGCAUUUGGGACGAUUUUAGCGAAAAAUUGCUAGAGUUAAAUAACAGACGGGCGUAUAAUUGGUUGCACAAGGAGACUAGCCCCAUAUCUUAA
Lodderomyces margitis is the source of this 2178-nucleotide messenger RNA. RefSeq lists its product as uncharacterized. The record is from RefSeq and is a predicted model, not a curated record. The transcript has a single exon. Lineage: Eukaryota; Fungi; Ascomycota; Pichiomycetes; Serinales; Debaryomycetaceae. Bases 1 to 2178 code for a protein of 725 amino acids.